AUGAGUGCUGUUUGGGGAACUUCACUUCUGGUUCUAGCUUUGGUCUUUUCAAUGGCGGUGGCUGAACCACUAGUUCCAUCACUUACCAUAUUCGGGGAUUCCGUUGCUGACGUUGGAAACAACAACAAUCUCAUCACUCUCAUCAGGGCAAACUUCCCUCCUUAUGGAAGGGAUUUCGCCGAGCAUAGACCAACUGGGAGGUUCUGCAAUGGGAAGCUGGCCAUAGACAUAACUGCUGAAUAUAUGGGUUUUGACACAUACCCUCCUCCCUAUCUAAGUCAAGAAGCCAGCUUGGGAAGCGCUCUGACUGGAGCCAAUUUUGCUUCAGGUGCCUCUGGCAUGCUUGAUGGAACAGCCCACCUAUAUGGAGCGGUUUCAUUGACAAGGCAGCUGGAGAACUACAAGGAAUACAGAGCAAGAGUCGAGAGUCAGGUGGGGUUCGAGAAAGCCACCGACACAUUCUCUAAAGGGAUUCAUCUUUUGAGCACAGGAACCAGUGAUUUCAUUCAGAACUACUAUGUCGACCCUAUUCUCAACACCCUCUACACACCUGAUCAGUGGUCUGACAAGCUCAUGAAAUCUUAUGAUACCUUCAUUCAGAACCUAUACGGGCUUGGAGCAAGGAGGAUUGGAGUGACAACUCUGCCACCAACAGGGUGUUUGCCUGCAGCUAUCACCCUCUUUGGCCAUGGAAGCAACAAUUGCGUUGAGAGGCUGAACUGGGAUGCUAGCUCCUUCAACCAAAAGCUGAACACAACUUCUCAGAGCCUUGCACAAGGACUCCCGGGGCUUAAACUUGUUGUCUUCGAUAUCUACAAUCCUCUCUUGAACUUGAUCAACAAACCUAGCGACAACGGGUUCUUCGAGGCAAGGAAGGCUUGCUGCGGGACGGGUGUCCUAGAGACUUCAUUUCUCUGUAAUUCAAUGUCAUUGGGUACAUGUUCUAAUGCUACAGAGUACGUUUUCUGGGAUGGAUUCCACCCUUCUGAAGCAGCUAAUACGAUCCUAGCUCAAUCCCUGCUUUCACAAGGAUUGUCCCUCAUAUCGUAG
This is a messenger RNA of Linum trigynum, 1050 nucleotides long. The record is from the annotation of a GenBank genome assembly. NCBI's taxonomy places the organism in Eukaryota, Viridiplantae, Streptophyta, Magnoliopsida, Malpighiales, Linaceae.